Messenger RNA from Salvia miltiorrhiza (redroot sage), 913 nucleotides. RefSeq lists its product as uncharacterized. The record is from RefSeq and is a predicted model, not a curated record. Gene Ontology annotation, molecular function: GTP binding; GTPase activity. Lineage: Eukaryota; Viridiplantae; Streptophyta; Magnoliopsida; Lamiales; Lamiaceae. Gene Ontology annotation, biological process: intracellular protein transport; vesicle-mediated transport; protein localization to Golgi membrane. Gene Ontology annotation, cellular component: cytoplasm; trans-Golgi network. The transcript has 3 exons. Bases 239 to 790 code for a protein of 183 amino acids.
GAUUAAUUUUUCUCAUUUGCCCUCCAAAAGUUACAAAUAUCGAAUGCCGCCCACCAGCCACCACCCCACCCAAAACCCAACCCAUUAAGUUUACAAAAUAACCACUUUGAAAAAUAAAAUUAAAAAUUCCAAAAGCAAAAUCACUAAAACCCAAAUUCGUUUCACGACAUCAGAUUCUCAGCAUAAUCCAACACCGAAUCGCAGUUAUCUCUCAGCAUAAUCGAAAUUUAGGGGAUCGAUGGGGGCGCUGAUGUCAAAGAUGUGGUUCAUGCUGUUUCCGGCGAAGGAGUACAAGAUCGUGGUGGUGGGGCUCGACAACGCCGGAAAAACGACGACGCUUUACAAGCUCCAUUUGGGGGAGGUGGUCACUACGCAUCCAACUGUCGGCAGCAAUGUUGAAGAGGUUGUCUACAAGAAUAUUCGAUUUGAGGUGUGGGAUCUUGGCGGUCAGGAUAGGUUGAGGACAUCGUGGACAACAUAUUAUCGCGGGACUCAUGCUGUUAUAGUAGUUAUAGACAGCACGGAUAGAGCUCGGAUCUCCAUAAUGAAAGACGAACUAUUCGGGCUGCUUCCAAAUGAGGAUCUCCAGAGUGCAGUAGUACUCGUAUUUGCUAACAAACAGGAUCUCAAGGACGCUAUGACCCCUGCUGAGAUAACCGAUGCUCUAUCUCUUCACAGUAUCAAGAACCACGACUGGCACAUCCAAGCUUGCUGUGCACUAACCGGUGAAGGCCUAUACGAUGGUCUCGGAUGGAUUGCACAAAGAGUCGCUGGAAAAGCAACCACCUAGACGCACUCCAUUUACACAACAUUUUCACUUUCCAUGUACCGCCCCUAACAUUGUUCUUUGUUGUUUCGUGAACUAUAUUUUUCAUGUAAUCAAAGAAGCAUCAUAUUGAUGGGUUUUGGUGAA